CAGCCUGCAAACCAGCACCAACACACCGCAGUCACCAGCAGCAGCAGCAGCAUCCCAUGCCUUCACCUGCUCCGGGAUAGACAGACAGGCACACACACACACGCAGGCAGUCAGGCAGACAGGCAGACAGUCAUACACACAGAGACACAGCCAGACAGGAAGGUGGAAGACGCGUUCAGGGACCGGGGCAGGCGGAAGGGACGAUGCUGGAAAACGGGGGGAAGGUGUUCAAAGAGGGGCUGCUGGAGAAGCGCAGCGACGGGCUGCUGCAGCUCUGGAAGAAGAAGCACUGCGUCCUGACCGAGGACGGCGUGCUGCUGCUGCCGCCCAAGCAGCACGACCACCCGCAGCACCACCAGCUGCACCACGGCGGCGGCGGCGGAGGGGACACCGGCAAAGUCAAGGAGCUGCACUUCGCCAACAUGAAAACGGUGGACUGCGUGGAGCGGAAAGGCAAGUACGUGUACUUCACGGUGGUCAUGACGGAGGGGAAGGAGAUCGACUUCAGGUGCCCGCAGGACGAGGGCUGGAACGCGGAGAUCACCCUGCAGAUGGUCCAGUACAAGAACCGGCAGGCGAUCCUGGCCGUCAAGUCCACCCGGCAGAAGCAGCAGCUGCUCGUCGUGCAGAUCCCCGGCCAGAAGAUGGCCCGCAGCUCGCCAAACGUUGCGUGACCUGCAGCCAGCCCUGGACACCCAUUCGCCAUUUGCGGUUAAUCGGACAUUCAGCCGGAGGGAUCGAUGCUGAACCGGGACCCUCGCCUCGCCUCGCCCCCCCCGCCCUGCCCCCCCUGCCGCUCCACACCCGAGCUCCAUUCUCCAGGAAAACACCUCUUCCAUUUAGUGGUUUCCAGAGACCAGCACCCCCCCACCACCUUCCUCCUCCUCCUCCUCUUCGUCCUCCUCCUCCUUUUCCAAUAUCGAGACUUACUUCAGAAAAGACUGAUGGACAAAGCAUGUGAGAAAACAACUGUAUUCUACCGUGCGAUAGUAUACCCCCUUAUUUAUUAGAUGUGUAUAUAUAUUUUCUAUGAAGAUGUUAUUGUCAUUGAUGAAUGUGCCGUGUGGUUGUUGCCGGAGCGGAAACUGGAAACACCCGCGCUUGUAGGUGCAAACGGCUUACGUUACAAACAAGCUCCCCGUUGGAAAUAAGCCUUCACAUGUAGUUAUCUUAGUAGGAUGGUUGCUGUCUUUUGCAGAUGAUUGCCAUAUAGAUGACCAUACUCAUUGUUUUUUUUUUUCUGCCCAUGUUUUUGUUCUUCGAUUGAACCAAAGACCCAUACAUCCAUUUCUCUAUAGUGGUAUACGCAUAUAUAUAUAUAUGAUGAGGUACCUGUUUGACCUGUACAUUCUUAAUUUGAUGCUUGAUCUAUUAACAGCCGCAGUUUUUUUUUUUUUUUUUAAUAUAUAUUGUAUAUAUAAUCCACGCGCCCACAGCUGCAGUAACUAUCUUACUGGGUUGCCAACAUGGCUGUACAGGCUGUUUCUCUGGCUGUUUGUGAGUCUUAAAUCUGUGAGGUGGCUCUAGCUGUGGCUCUCGGUUCCAGGUUUUGGUCUCAUGCCGCUUGGAGUUUAAGUUACACAGACAUUUCCUGUGGGCGGAGCCGCUCCAGAGGCAGAAGUGAUCCUAUUGGUUGAGUUGAACCCCACAGUGGGCGGGGCGUUUUUUUUUUUUUCUUUCUUUCUUUCUUUCUUUUGGCUAAGUAACAGUAAACCUGAAACCGACUGAAAAAGAGAAAGAGGUAAGAGAGGAAUGAGCUGAUGAUGUGAAGCCCAGUGGGAUGUUUUCAUCAGGGAAAGAGGCAGGUGAGCUGUAAAAAUGAUCCAGGUGAGCUAGUGAGGCUAGCUGACCUUUCAAAUUCAAACUAGGUAGACUAACCUGUAGCGAUCAAGGUAAGCUAGUCAUAAAAAAUACAGGCUAGUGGUAGAAAUGAUUCACAUUUGCUAGUUAGCCUAGCUGUCCUUUCAAAUUCAAACUAGUGACACAAGCCUACAGCGUGCAAGGUAAAUUAAUUAGGUAAUUAACGAGCCUGCUAACUUUCCAGCAUCACAAAUGCCAUAAUCAUGAAUGAAUAUUUAAAAAAAAGAUGUAUUUUUAUCUAUAUUUUGACCAUUUCUUUCAAUUUCAAGUUUGCCGUUCAGCUUGUGCGAAACAAAGUUUAUUUGGCUCCGCUCACUUCAGGUUCAGCUCAGCUAAAAUGAAAUGUUUGUAGCUGAAAACUAAAGCUUCAAUCUGUUAAGUGAAUAAGGAAUAAAUUCGCCGUGUUUCAUACUGAAAAACUGAACGGACGCCAAGUGAAGGCAACAUGACUGACGGCCUCCGAAGGCGGUGACACACGGGGCCCAAGACGUGGCCUCGGGACGUCUCCGGUGUCCACGGAGGGGACGCCCUGCGGUCAGGAAACGCUUCCCAAACCGUGGCUCACGUCAGCGGCUGAUUUGUGGGAGCGCGUCCCGCCUCGGCCGCCCGGUGUCUGACCGCCGGGCCGACACAUGCCUCCAUGUUGUUGUCAUCUCCCACACGGGGUAAUAGCUGUGCCCUUUAUCUAAUGCAACUGGUGUGAUUGCUUCUCUGACAUGCCUUCCUGUUGCCAUCAUCACACACACACACACACACACACACACACAGUUAUAGCUGUGCCCUUUACAGCCACCGUCCAAUUUCUUAUUUCAAUGUGUGAGAUCUAUUUUCAUACCUCUGAAAAAAAAAAAUACAUUCCAUUUAAAAAAAAAAAAAAAA
Messenger RNA from Myripristis murdjan (pinecone soldierfish), 2739 nucleotides. It is a transcript of the gene phlda1, whose product is annotated as pleckstrin homology-like domain, family A, member 1. Bases 204 to 674 code for a protein of 156 amino acids. NCBI's taxonomy places the organism in Eukaryota, Metazoa, Chordata, Actinopteri, Holocentriformes, Holocentridae. The transcript has 2 exons. The record is from RefSeq and is a predicted model, not a curated record. Gene Ontology annotation, molecular function: phosphatidylinositol phosphate binding. Gene Ontology annotation, biological process: positive regulation of apoptotic process.